UAAAAUAUCAAAACCUUUGUGCUGGGCUUUAAAUCUGCAACGCAGCGCUUUACUGCGACAAGUUCAAUGCAUACCGCCAACGUUCAGUUCAGUAUUACCACGCUAUAAAGAGACCAGUAAUUAUUUAACACUUAUUGACUAGGACCGAGGGAACCAGUAUUUUUGUGGAUCUGAGAUGGUGAUGUUUCCUGAGGCGGAGCCGAAACAUCGGCCGUCGAGGGUCCACAAAACAUCGAUAGUCCACAAACUAUCAAGUGACAAAGAGAAAGAAACAUUUGUCGCAUUUUUGGUAGAUGCAGAGUCUUUUUCUAUUUUUGACCAGACUAUAUUCUUUUCAUUAUGGAUGGUUCAUAUAAACGACUGUCAUCAACAGGCUACAAGGCAGUGUCAGUAUAUUCAGCUUUCCUUCUAUUUGCUGGAUCCUGCACCCAGUUGAUCACGUUCAUAGUCCUGCUGAAACGGGAGUAUCGCAAAAAAAUUCUAACACCGUGCUUCUUAAGCAUAAUCGCUUCGAACUUUCUUUUACUCUAUGGAAGUCUGCCGUUUACUUUCGUUUCCUCUUUGAUGAAAGGGUGGAUCUUCAAUGAUAAGAUCUGCCAUUUUGUUGGAUUUGUCGCAGGAACAGGAAGCGUAUCAAUGAUAGCAACAAUGGCAGUUAUUACAGURAAAAUCUACCUCUUGGUGAAGAACAAGCCAUUUGUGGGUAAYAGAAUUGAACGCGACAACUCACAAACCAAGGUUCUGCUUGGUGUGUGGUUGUAUUCCGUCUGUGCAAUGCUUCCUCCGUUGAYUGGAAUAACUGAAAUGAGCAUCGAAGGAGCUGGUACAAACUGCGUGCCACAAUGGUCUCCCGAAAACACAAGCGGACGAGUAUAUGUGAUGUUUCUACUGACCAUGGCCUACAUCAUUCCUGUUUCUGUAUCGACAAUAUACCUCGCCAAAAUCCGAAAGGUGAUCAACAAGAAUAUCAGUGAAAGCAAUUACUACUUUGUCAACCUUUGCUUCAGAAAUCUAAGAAACAUCAACAAAAUGUGCAUGUUCGCUGUUGUCUUCUUCACCAUAGCUUGGCUGCCUUACGCAAUUGUGGUAGUAAUUUGCAUGUUUGGAAAGAAAUCUUCAAUCAGCCCAGAAAUAGAAAUGGCUCCGACGUUGUUAGCCAAGACCAGUGCAAUAUGCAACCCUUUUAUCUAUGCUAUCGUAAACCCAAAAUUCCGAAACUCGGUUUUAAAGCUUUUAAAGUUACCUUUUCAGUUUAAUUGUGAUGACAACAACUUGGAGGUUGGCAGUGUUUUCGUUCUUAAUGAAAUAGGUACCAAGAAUGGCAAUGAUAGAAGAAAAAUCGUAAAAGACGAAGGUGAUGCCGAGAAUAAAACUAAAGUGAAAAGCAAAGUCCAAGAAAACAAACCAGAAGAGGUUGAAAUAGUUGCUAAAAGCAAUGAUGAAAACCAAGAGCGUCUUUCCACGAAGAAUACUGAAAGCAACCACAAAAUUCUUUCUUUUGAGGAUCAAAUAGAUGAUAAAAGGCUUGACGACAAAACGGGAAAAUACAGAAAGAAGAACUUGUCUAGCGGAAAACGUCGUACGAACGACAGAAUUUCAGUAUACCAAUCAGUUGAUGAAUUUUUAACUAAGAAAACCUCUUCAAAUGAAAACUACCAGGAGGGCACUACAUACAGUUCCACAGUUGAAAAACGAUUUUCCAAACAGCCAAAGAAACUCAGCAGGAAAUUAGAUGAGAGAAGUUCAACUUCGUCCACUUUAAAUAUUUCAAUGACUUAUCGAAUAUAUAGGACAGCAUCUAACGAAAUAAAAUCACAGAGCAUCUCAAUACCAGGAGGCAUAUCAAAAUGGCAAUGACAAGUCCAAUAUACUCCAAUAUAUAUAUUUCAAAAACACAUGAAUAAUAAUAAGUCAUUGAAUCAUACGCGUCACGUGCAUAAACCUUUAAACCUAUAAACGUAAAGUCCUCUUCAUUAGUAUUUUUUAUAUCAAGAAUACUUAUGGGGACGACUUUAUCAGCCGGGUGCUUUCAAGUUUAGACGAAGACUUACGUACGAUCAUCAACGAACCACGAAAUAUCGUUGUCUAGUGCCCCUGGCUUGAGUUUGGCAUGCUGUCUUCAACUUUAAGGCGCCUUUUUUUGGACUCACUGCUUAUGGUAAUGACGUACAAACCUCACUGGGUAUGAGGAAAAGACUGGGUUGAGUUGGCAUUGCAGUGCAUUUUGGGGCUGUUUUAGGGGACAGAUUGCCAAGACGGCGUCUAUUUCGUUCCCUAAAACCGCCCCACGAUGCACUGCAAUGACAACUUGACCCAGUUUUUUUUCAACCUCGGAAUGGUCCGAUUCAGUAGACCCUUGAAAAAUUCUAUAGAAUUACCAAAAAAAGAAGCGGAAAAAUCUCCAAUUAGUGCUAGUACAUAAUAAAAAUGAUAUUGGUCUUUGGGUGAAGGCAUAUGAAAACUAAAGUAAUAAUAAAAGGGUAAAUAUUUUACACCGUGAAAAGAUGAAAAAACGUACUAAAAAUUAAGUAAGAUUUUUCAUCUUUUCACGGUGUAAAAUUUACCCUUUUAUCAUUACUGUUUAAUUAGAAACACCGACGCAGCUCACACUAGUUUUUAGCUAGAUGUCUCUUAAAAACUAAUGUGAAAUUCAUGUAGGGGAACGAUGUAAACGUGAUCAUGGCGAUUAGCACCAGAAUUUCUAAAAAAAUUAGUUCCAAAAUA
This is a messenger RNA of Actinia tenebrosa (Australian red waratah sea anemone), 2724 nucleotides long. RefSeq names its product rhodopsin. Gene Ontology annotation, cellular component: membrane. Lineage: Eukaryota; Metazoa; Cnidaria; Anthozoa; Actiniaria; Actiniidae. The record is from RefSeq and is a predicted model, not a curated record. Gene Ontology annotation, biological process: G protein-coupled receptor signaling pathway. Gene Ontology annotation, molecular function: G protein-coupled receptor activity.